ACAGGUGCGGUAGUGUAACUCCAACACAAUGGGAAAGUUGGGCUCACAGCUGGGGAAAGAGGAGCUCCUGGAUCUACAACCCUAUAACACAAUCCCGAAACCUUGAUUGGUCUGUCUUUAGAUCAUCUUCUAUGAAGAGAAGAACUUCCAUGGUCAUUUUUAUGAGUGCAAUGGAGGCUGUCCCAACCUGCACUCCUUCCUCAUGCACUGUAACUCCUGUAAGGUAGAGAGCGGACUCUGGAUGCUCUACGAACGCCCCAACUACACUGGGUACCAGUACUUCCUGAGGAGUGGAGAAUACUCUGACUACCAGCUCUGGAUGGGUUUCAAUGACUGUGUCAGAUCCUGCCGUGACAUCCCCAUGCACCAAGGGCCGCACAGAAUGAAGGUGUUUGAGCAUGCUGAGUUUGAAGGUCAGAUGAUGGAGCUGACCGAUGACUGCCCCUACCUCUCAGAACGUUUCCAAUAUAAUGAUGUUUACUCCUGCAACGUCAUGGACGGCCACUGGAUCUUCUACGAGCACCCCUACUACAGGGGGUGCCAGUACCUGAUCAGCCCAGGAGACUACAGAAGGUUCCACGAGUGGGGUAGCAUGACUGCCAGGGUGGGCUCCAUCAGACGUAUCACUACGGAAUUAACGUAAAUGUGUUCAUUGCUAAAUCGUUAGGGAAUAAAGUCAUGAACAUUC
Hypomesus transpacificus is the source of this 688-nucleotide messenger RNA. RefSeq names its product gamma-crystallin 1-like. The record is from RefSeq and is a predicted model, not a curated record. Lineage: Eukaryota; Metazoa; Chordata; Actinopteri; Osmeriformes; Osmeridae. Gene Ontology annotation, biological process: lens development in camera-type eye; visual perception. Bases 203 to 643 code for a protein of 146 amino acids. The transcript has 3 exons. Gene Ontology annotation, molecular function: structural constituent of eye lens.